UCCCAAACAUGGCGGCUCCGCUGGGCGGUAUGUUCUCCGGGCAGCCUCCGGGGCCUCCGCCACCCCCGCCGGGACUCCCGGGCCAGGCUUCCCUUCUCCACGCAGCGCCUGGCACGCCGAGAACUUCUAGCAGCACCUUGGUGGACGAGUUGGAGUCGUCAUUCGAGGCUUGCUUUGCUUCUCUCAUGAGUCAGGAUUAUGUCAAUGGAACUGAUCAGGAAGAAAUUCGAACUGGUGUUGAUCAGUGUAUCCAGAAGUUUCUAGACAUUGCAAGACAGACAGAAUGCUUCUUUCUACAGAAAAGAUUGCAGUUGUCUGUCCAGAAACCAGAGCAAGUUAUCAAAGAGGAUGUCUCAGAACUAAGGAAUGAAUUACAGCGGAAAGAUGCGCUGGUGCAGAAGCAUUUGACAAAGCUAAGGCAUUGGCAGCAGGUGCUGGAGGACAUCAAUGUGCAGCACAAAAAGCCAGCUGAAGUCCCUCAGGGCUCCUUGGCUUACCUGGAGCAGGCUUCUGCCAAUAUCCCUGCGCCUCUGAAGCAGACCUGA
Molecule: messenger RNA, 545 nt
Organism: Sciurus carolinensis (gray squirrel)
Lineage: Eukaryota; Metazoa; Chordata; Mammalia; Rodentia; Sciuridae
Product: mediator of RNA polymerase II transcription subunit 28-like
Exons: 1
Coding region: 9-545 (178 amino acids)
Cellular component (GO): mediator complex
Source: RefSeq, a predicted model, not a curated record